AUGGGGCCCGCCGCUCAAAGUUGUGGAAAGGGUGUCUGUCCGCCUCCUCUCUGCUACAAGGACUGUCGGUUCGCCAGCCUUCCGUGCACUGAGCGUCAGGCUCCUUCCCGUGUGGCGACGUCGUUUCGAGACAGCUAUCACCUCGACUAG
Messenger RNA from Pyricularia oryzae 70-15, 150 nucleotides. RefSeq lists its product as uncharacterized. The transcript is spliced from 2 exons. NCBI's taxonomy places the organism in Eukaryota, Fungi, Ascomycota, Sordariomycetes, Magnaporthales, Pyriculariaceae. The record is from RefSeq and is a predicted model, not a curated record. The coding region runs from base 1 to 150 and encodes 49 amino acids.